CUUUGAGCAUAAUAUAAAAUCGUUUUUUUUUCCCGCUGUUUCAAGUUUCCUCGCACUGCGAACUGAAUUGAAAACACCGAACACUUACUUUCCUCAACUUUUCGAAAUUUCUCGUAGUUGAUAAUGACAGCGGUAGAAAGCCUACGGGAAUUAGGAACUGGUCUGCACGCCGAUGAUUUCAGUGCGGAAAAAAAUAUGGAAAAUAUUGGUGCAAAUUUAACUGAAUCAAUAGGCAUUUCGAGUGAUAUUCAUGAAAAUGCUAAUUCUUCUGAAAGUGUUGCUAUUUCAGAAACUUCCGAUGCUGCUCAGAGCUCCGAACAGGAAAAUUUGGUAAAUCAAGACCUAGUUUCUAAUUCCUCAGUUAAAUUAGAUACUCCUAAUGAUUGCGAAAGCAAAUCUGAUGAAGAUGAAUGGCUGGAUAUUAUGGGCAACGGUAAUUUCAAGAAAAAGGUAAUCAAAAAAGGAUUGGGACAUGAAACACGUCCAAGUCGAGGUGAUAGAGUUACUGUUCACGUCAGUUACUAUUUGAAUGGAGAACUGUUUGAGGAAAGUAAUGAUUUGAAGUUUAUUGUUGGUGACCUAGAUGUCAUUCAAGGUCUUGAUUUAGUUAUUUGCUUAAUGGAGAAAGGAGAAAAGGCUCGUGUUGUAAUUCCAUCUAAAUUAGCAUAUGGUGAAAUUGGGCGAACACCAGAUGUGCCACCAAAUUCAGAUAUAGAAUGUGAUUUAGAACUAAAAGAAGUUGAAAGUAUUGAGGAAGAUUCUCUUACAGUAUCUGAAAGGCUAAAGUUAGGGAAUGAAAAACGUAUUAGAGGUAAUUUCUUCUAUGAUCGUGGUCAAUAUAUUGACAGUAUCCACUGUUAUGAGAGGGCAGCUGAGUAUUUAGAUGGAGUAAGAGAUUGUUCUGGAAUUUCUACUGAACAAUCCCAGGAAAUUGUAGAUAUAAGAAUCAAAGUGUAUAAUAAUCUAGCUGCUUCACAUUUAAAAUUAAGUGCCUAUAAUUCAGCUCUUAAAUCUGUUGAAUCAGUUCUCAAAGUGCAGCCAAAAAAUGUGAAAGCUCUUUUUAGGAAAGCAAAGAUUUUAGCUAAUCAAGGGUUGCUAACAGAAGCCAUUUCUUGUUUGAAUACAGCAGCAGCCUUAGAACCUGAAACAAAAGUAAGUUUAUUCUUCAUACUAAAUUCUUCUGAUCUGAAUCAUAUCAGACCAUAA
Stegodyphus dumicola is the source of this 1206-nucleotide messenger RNA. RefSeq names its product peptidyl-prolyl cis-trans isomerase zonda (gene zda). Gene Ontology annotation, biological process: negative regulation of apoptotic process; protein folding. NCBI's taxonomy places the organism in Eukaryota, Metazoa, Arthropoda, Arachnida, Araneae, Eresidae. Gene Ontology annotation, cellular component: endomembrane system; cytosol; mitochondrial envelope. Gene Ontology annotation, molecular function: peptidyl-prolyl cis-trans isomerase activity; protein folding chaperone; protein binding. The record is from RefSeq and is a predicted model, not a curated record.